Macadamia integrifolia is the source of this 1534-nucleotide messenger RNA. Its product is annotated as L-lactate dehydrogenase B-like. Gene Ontology annotation, biological process: carboxylic acid metabolic process. The record is from RefSeq and is a predicted model, not a curated record. Gene Ontology annotation, molecular function: L-lactate dehydrogenase (NAD+) activity. The transcript has 2 exons. Bases 272 to 1315 code for a protein of 347 amino acids. NCBI's taxonomy places the organism in Eukaryota, Viridiplantae, Streptophyta, Magnoliopsida, Proteales, Proteaceae. Gene Ontology annotation, cellular component: cytoplasm.
CACUCCUGGCCCCUUCCUCUUUUGCUGGCCAAAACCACUAAACCAGAGACGGAGGCGCCCACAGUUAGAACUUCUCGCUGGAAGAGCAAGAGCAAACCAAUCAAUUCAUCCCCAAAGUCGUCGGAUCAAGCCCUGCAGCCAACUAUAUUACCUAGUACUACUCACUAUAGCAGAGCCGAUUGCCGAGAGAGAACUCAGGAGAAGAAGAAGAAGAAGAAGAAGAAGAAGAUCACAACAUUUCCUUUUGCAAUAACCCAGCAAUACAUCUACAAUGCAUAGGAACCCCUCAGAUUCAUACCUGGGCCAAGAAUUAGCCCCAGCCUUCUUCAAAUCCAUACAGGAAUCAGCCCCACCCUCCCCCACCAAACGCCAUACUAAGAUCUCAGUCAUCGGCACCGGCAAUGUCGGCAUGGCCAUUGCCCAGACCAUCCUCACCCAAGACCUCUCCGACGAACUCGCCCUCGUUGAUGUUAACCCCGACAAGCUCCGCGGUGAGAUGCUUGACCUCCAGCACGCCGCCGCCUUCCUCCCUCGCACCAAGAUCGUUGCCUCCGUUGACUACUCCGUCACCGCCGGGUCCGACCUCUGUAUCGUCACCGCUGGGGCCCGUCAGAUUGUUGGCGAAUCUAGACUCAACCUGCUCCACCGCAACGUCAGUCUCUUCUCGAACAUCAUACCCCAUCUCGCCAAAUACUCCCCCGAUACGAUACUGAUGAUCGUGUCCAAUCCCGUCGAUGUCUUGACUUAUGUGGCCUGGAAGCUGUCUGGGUUUCCUUCUAAUCGAGUGAUUGGAUCCGGAACCAAUCUCGAUUCCUCUAGGUUUCGCUCCCUGAUUGCUGAUCAUCUCGACGUCAACGCCCAAGACGUUCAGGCAUACAUUGUUGGCGAACACGGAGAUAGUUCGGUUGCUCUGUGGUCGAGCAUAAGCGUUGGUGGGGUUCCUGUGUUGAGCUUCCUAGAUAAGCAACAGAUCCCCUACGAGAAGGAAACACUGGAGAAUAUCCACCAAGCAGUCAUAGGCGGUGCAUACGAGGUGAUUCGUCUCAAGGGCUACACAUCAUGGGCGAUUGGGUACUCUGCGGCUAGCCUCGCUCGAACCUUACUCAGGGACCAGAGGAGGAUCCACCCUGUUUCAGUCCUUGCCAAGGGCUUUUAUGGGAUGGAUGAAGGGGAAGUGUUCUUGAGCUUGCCUGCCCAGCUUGGUAGGGGUGGAGUCCUGGGUGUGGUUAACGUGCAUUUGACGGAUGAAGAAGCACAGCAGCUCCGUGACUCUGCUAAGACCAUCUUAGAGUACCAGUGCCAACUUGGGCUCUAGAAGGGACGCCUCAAGCUUACCUUUUGAUCUUCAAUUUGUUAGUUUGGUUUCUGGGUUUCUUUUGUUAUUGUUUUUAUGGUCAGAUUUUUUGGUGAAAAUCCACUGGCACGCUCCAUUCUAGCUUCCUUACCUUUAAUAUUUGUGUAAAUUAUCUGAGUAACAAUGAAAAAUCCCAGAUUCAUCUUUAUCAAUAUGGAUUGUUAUUGCCAUUACCAGUUA